Molecule: messenger RNA, 2150 nt
Organism: Myotis daubentonii (Daubenton's bat)
Lineage: Eukaryota; Metazoa; Chordata; Mammalia; Chiroptera; Vespertilionidae
Gene: BAG5
Product: BAG cochaperone 5
Biological process (GO): protein stabilization; negative regulation of protein ubiquitination; regulation of inclusion body assembly
Cellular component (GO): membrane; cytoplasm; cytosol
Molecular function (GO): adenyl-nucleotide exchange factor activity; protein-folding chaperone binding
Source: RefSeq, a predicted model, not a curated record
CCGGCGCCGGGCCGGCCCCCCUGCGCCCUCCCCGGCUCACUCGCUCCCGGCCGGGCCGGGGCGCCCCCUCCCCGCGCGGCCAUUGUGAGGUCAGGCCGGUGGGCGCGUCGGGGACCCGGGGGACACGCCCGGAGCGGCCGCUGCAGCCAGUAGCUGCCGCCGCCGCCGCCGGCCCCUUGACCGGCUGCCCCGCUCAGACCCAGCCGGGAGGGGCGCGAGGGAUGCCGCGGGGGGCCCAGCUCCGGCGCCGCACCCCGUGAAGGGCUGACCUUCCACCUCGCCACUCGCCUGCGGGAGCCGCCCGCCCGCUAGACCUUCUCUGGGGCUUGUGAAACUGACCACAACCAGAGCAUGGAUAUGGGAAACCAACACCCCAACAUCAGCCGGCUGCAGGAGAUCCAGAAGGAGGUGAAGAGCAUCGAGCCCCAGGUGGUCGGCUUCAGCGGGCUGUCCGACGACAAGAACUACAAGAAGCUGGAGCGGAUGCUGAUGAAACAGCUUUUCGAGAUAGACUCGGUGGACACGGAAGGGAGGGGGGACGUCCAGCAGGCGCGGAAGCGGGCCGCCCAGGAGACGGAGCGCCUGCUCAAGGAGCUGGAGCAGAACGCCAACCACCCGCACCGCCUGGAGAUCCAGAACAUCUUCCAGGAGGCCCAGGCCCUGGUGCGGGACCGGGUCGUGCCCUUCUGCAGCGGCGGCGGCUGCGCGGCGGAGGAGUUCGACGAAGGCAUUCAGGACGUCAUCCUGAGGCUGACGCACGUCAAGACCGGCGGGAAGGUGUCCCUGCGCAAAGCGCGCUACCACACCCUCACCAGGAUCUGCGCGGUGCAGGAGAUCAUCGAGGACUGCGUGAAGCGGCAGCCGUCCCUGCCGCUCUCCGAGGACACGCACCCCUCCGUGGCCAAAAUCAACUGCGUGAUGUGCGAGGUGAACCAGGCCAGGGGCACUCUGAUCGCCCUGCUGAUGGGCGUGGCCAACAACGAGACGUGCAAGCACCUGUCGUGCGUGCUCUCGGGGCUGAUCGCGGAUCUGGACGCGCUGGACGUGUGCGGGCGGACGGAGAUCCGCAAUUACCGCCGGGAGGUGGUGGAGGACAUCAACAAGUUACUGAAGUAUUUGGAUUUGGAAGAGGAAGCAGAUACCACCUAUGCGUUUGACCUGGGACAGAAUCAUUCCAUCCUGAAAAUAGAAAAGGUCCUCAAGCGAAUGAGAGAGAUGAAAAACGAGCUCCUGCAGGCGCAGAACCCCCCCGAGCUGUACCUGAGCUCCAAGACGGAGCUGCAGGCCCUGAUCGGGCAGCUGGACGAGGUGAGCCUCGAGAAGAACCCCUGCAUCCGGGAGGCCCGGCGCAGGGCGGUGAUCGCCGUGCAGACCCUCAUCACGCACAUCGACCUGAAGGAGGCGCUGGAGAAGCGGAAGGCCUUCGUGUGCGAGGAGCACCCGUCCCACCGGGCCGUCUGGGCCAUCCUGGGCCACCUGUCGGAGAUCCUGGGAGAGGUCCUGUUGUUUGACGGGAACCGGACUGACAAGAACUACAUCCGGCUGGAGGAGCUGCUCACCAAGCAGCUGCUGGCCCUGGACGCGGUGGACCCGCAGGGCGAGGAGCAGUGCAAGGCGGCCCGGAAGCAGGCCGUGAAGCUGGCCCAGAACAUCCUCAGCUUUCUGGACCUGAAGUCGGACGAGUGGGAGUACUGAGGCCGGGCGCACCGACCGGCACUUCCCCAGACGUGUAGGUAUUUACGGAGGCUUCCGGUGCGCUGAGCCUGAAUGUGGUUUGUACGUGCAUAUUGCAAUCUCAGUAUUUAUGAUUUCAGCAAAUUAUAUUCCGUACCUGCUGCUUUUGAUGUCGCAAAAGAAAUAUCAUUACAGCUCACUGACUUUCCCACGGGAUCUGAUCUGUACGUUGUGGUGUUCGUUUCUUAAUGAGAAAAUGGCCUUGGGGCAGCUUUUGUAAUUUGUAACUUUGUAAUUUUUAGCUGCGAAGCAUGAAAAUGCAGAUGUUUCAGAACCUAGAACUAGACCUCGCCUUGCCUGAUACUAGGACAGCUGUGAGAAAGGGAAGCUUUAGGGUGAUGAGAAGGAAGGGCCAAGCACAGAAGUAGUGAGUAUGUCUCAUUCUGCUGGUAAAGCAGGGCCGUUCCACUCGUGAA